GGACUAUUGAAAGUUCAGUCCGUUUCCAGGAGCGUCACGUUUCGGAUUAGCAGAGGGAACAAACAUUUGCUUGGGAACAACAAAAUCGCUACAGAAGUAUGGCAGCGUUUAUGGGUUUCUCCCGAAUAUUAGUUGGUGCGGCAAGUAAUUGUUUCAAGAGAAUUUCUCCACCACUUUUGAUCAAUGUCAAGGCGCAAGGUGUUAGAUUAUGGGAAAUUCCUACCGCUGGAUUACGUUCACAAACAUUAUCCAAUCAAAAUAAAUUCGCUCCUUCGCAUCAAGAAGAAGUUCAGAACUCCACAGAAGAGGAUGAAAAAAUAACACGCGAUGUUAUAGAGAGAGUGAACGCACAGAUAGCGACUGCAUCUACAGGACGCUUGUUUGCGAUAGUUCAAGUUUGCGGCAAACAAUUUAAAGUCACUGAAAAUGACAUAAUUAUCAUCCAAGGUUAUUGGCCACCUCAGAUCGGAGACAGACUGACUCUAGAAAAAGUCCUUCUGGUUGGAAGCUCUGAUUUUACACUGAUAGGAAGACCGAUUCUCAACAGGCAACAGAUAAAUAUUGAUGCCACUGUUGUUGAAAAGUCUAUGUCACAUGUAAAAACUCACUUCAAAAAAAAGAGGAGGAAACAGUACAUGAGAAUCAAUUUCCGCAGAGAUGAGCACACAAUGUUGAGAAUAAAUUCUAUCAACAUAAAUGGCAAAUUGAACGAUUGUAAGGAAUUUGAAGGAUUGGACAGAAUAUUUUAAUUUGAUGUGAUACAAAAUACAAAUGUACAUUUUUAGUUUGAUUUAAUAACAAAGUAUACAUAUAGUGGCUCCAGAAAA
Messenger RNA from Athalia rosae (coleseed sawfly), 827 nucleotides. It is a transcript of the gene mRpL21, whose product is annotated as 39S ribosomal protein L21, mitochondrial. Gene Ontology annotation, molecular function: structural constituent of ribosome; RNA binding. Gene Ontology annotation, biological process: translation. NCBI's taxonomy places the organism in Eukaryota, Metazoa, Arthropoda, Insecta, Hymenoptera, Athaliidae. The record is from RefSeq and is a predicted model, not a curated record. Bases 99 to 749 code for a protein of 216 amino acids. The transcript has 4 exons. Gene Ontology annotation, cellular component: mitochondrial large ribosomal subunit; ribosome.